AUGUUUGUUGGAUUUGAACUAUCUCAUGCAGCUGCUCAAUCUCUAUACGAUCGACAGAAUGCUACAGCGGUGAAGGAGCCAACAGUGGUCGGAUUCUCGUACUCAGUAGGAGAGCCUAGCGAUUAUUCUGGAUGUUGGUGGUAUCAACAACCAAGACUUCACAUUAUUCAGUACAUGACCAAGUAUUUCUCCCGCGCUUUCACAGCUUACCAUAAGAAUAACCGUCGCCUUCCCUCAGAAGUUUAUGUGUAUAGAUCAGGAACAAGUGAGGGGGAGUUUCCUGAGGUUGUUGAGGAAGCUAGUGAAAUCCGCAAGGCUGCGGAAACAAUGAGAAAUCUCAAUGACGGCAGGCCAUACCGGCCAAAAAUUACAGUUGUUGUAGCUCAGACUAAUAGUAACUAUAGGAUUUUGCCUGCUUCGCUACCUGCUGUUGACCCCAGGGAUAGAACUCGCUACAGGGCUCAAGAUCUUAAUGUUCCUUCCGGAACCUGCGCGGAUACGGUUAUUGUUCAUCCGCGAUAUCGAGAAUUUAUAAUGACUUCCCAACAAGCUAAUAUUGUGUUGCCUUUCUUGGGAAAAUUUCGAUUUAUAUGUAAGAUUUGGAUUAACUAG
Messenger RNA from Strongylus vulgaris, 612 nucleotides. The record is from the annotation of a GenBank genome assembly. NCBI's taxonomy places the organism in Eukaryota, Metazoa, Nematoda, Chromadorea, Rhabditida, Strongylidae.